GAGUACUUUGACCAAGCUCAUGACCUGGUUAUCGAGGAGCCAGAGCUGAGACAGGUGGCCUAUGUCUUCGGCUGCAGCAACUCUACUCUACAGAUAAAAGGAAAGAUCAACUCCAUCAUUGUGGAUAACUGUAAGAAGCUUGGUCUGGUGUUUGACAACGUUGUUGGCAUUAUGGAAGUCAUCAACUCUAAAGACAUUAAGUUGCAGGUGAUGGGUAGAGUUCCCACCAUCUCUAUCAACAAGACAGAGGGCUGCCAAGUCUACCUGAGUAAGGACGCUCUGGACUGUGAGAUUAUCAGCGCCAAGAGCUCUGAAAUGAACAUCCUGGUACCGCAGGACGACGACUAUAGGGAGUUCCCAGUUCCUGAGCAGUUCAAGACGGUUUGGGACGGGUCCAAACUGGUGACAGAACCCACAGAGAUCGCUGGCUGAUCGCUGAUACUUUCUCGUCCUCAUCAUCUCUCUCACACCCCCACUUAUUCCUCUUCCUCUCCUCCCUUUUCCCUCUACGUCAAAGAUUUCACAAACCCAUAUAGGCUGGCUAUUACAAGUAAUAAAAGGACAAGCCAGACACUGUAACUGACUAGCUAGUAGUACUGUAGGUUGAUUGUAAGCCUGGUUGUAUCCAUUAAGAUGACUUGUUAUUGUUUUUUUCUCAGCACUUUGAAAUGGUAGAUUGUUAUGGAACUGUUUGUUCAGCUUAUUGGUCGCACAGCACUCAUCCACAAAACUACUGUACUAUCUACAGAAUUAUGGUAGGUCUACUAUUUAAACACGCAGGUAGUAUUUGUCAGGUUUCGUCAUGUGUAGAACUAGUUAAACUUGCAAACUAGUUAAAAAGUUGCAUUCAAAUUUGGAAUAAAGAGGAAGUGUAGCCAUUAUGUUAAAUCUGCUGGUGCAAAAUAAGGUAUCUCUUAAACUAAGUAUCACACUUACAUGUGUGUGCCAUAGCAAUAAAAUCAUGUGUACAUAUGGGUACAAUAUAAUUACAUAUUUUCAAAUUUAAAGCAGAAAAUGCAACCCUGAUAAGACAAACUGUAUUAAGAUGCAUUAUGGAGGUGCAUUUUGAUUGGAGAGAACCUUCAGAUUCAGUCCUCCUUGGCAUUGUCAUGUUGUUUUGUGCACUGUUGUGGUGAUUUUAUUGGAUUGAGGCAGAAAGUAUUGAGAAAUGAGGUCAAGCGUUGACUUUGGAUUUGUAUGAGAAGAAGGAUGAAGAGAAUGUCCCACGGAUGGAAUUGAACAGCCAGUUGGAGUAUGUUCCACAGGAUGUCCUAGCAUACACUGUUUUGGUUUGCUGUAAUACUCUACUAUACUCAACUAUUCACAUCUAGCUGUCGACUCAACGGUUGUAUCAUGUUUAUAUUGCAUGAUAGAGUUGUAAAUGUAUUUUUUAUACUACACUGAACAAAAACAUAAAUGCAACAUGCAACUA
Molecule: messenger RNA, 1432 nt
Organism: Salvelinus sp. IW2-2015
Lineage: Eukaryota; Metazoa; Chordata; Actinopteri; Salmoniformes; Salmonidae
Product: adenylyl cyclase-associated protein 2
Biological process (GO): cell morphogenesis; actin filament organization; cytoskeleton organization
Cellular component (GO): cytoplasm
Molecular function (GO): adenylate cyclase binding; actin binding
Source: RefSeq, a predicted model, not a curated record